AGGUCACAAGGCCACAAACUAGCAAACAGUGAUCCAAACUGAUGCCUAUAUCAACGCAGCUUAAAGAAGAAAGACUGGCAUACAACAUGAGGCGAGUCUUGUGAUGAAGGGAAGGCUGGGAGCAUCAACUCUACAACAGCCAUACAUGUUAGUCUUGAGCAAAACCAGACUAAAACAGCUGGCACCGGAUACUGGUGGGGUGAAGGCUUUCCCCAUCCAGGGACCCUGGAAGGAUGAGCGGGUGCGACUUGCUGGUAUGACAGAUGCUGACCGUGCUUUCCGCAAACAGUGGCUGAAGGACCAGAUCUUGGCUGAGAGUGAACCAGCAGUGGUCCCAGGAUAUUAUGAGGCACGCUACAACCCCAUUCGCCGCUUCUACCGCUGGCCCCUUGACACCCUGUUCAAGCCAUUGGUGCCCAUGCUGGGUUAUGAGAAAGCAGCUAAAUAUCGCUGGUAUACUGGCAAGAUUGGCCUGGUCCUUGGUGGAGUUCUCCUCACUUACUACUACUUUAAGUAUAAUACAAAUGAUUGGACGAGGAAGGGUGGCUGGCGUGUGCUUCACUCCAUUGAGAACGUGGUCCCCGGCGAUCCCCGCUAUCCCAUGGUAUCCGAUAGGAAAGUGGGAGCAGAUUAUGCCUCCGGAAAUUUCAAAAACAGUCCAAUUUAAGUAUUUAACUCUUCUCUUUAUUCUUUGUUAGUUAAGUAUUUCCUUUUAUCAUCCUUCCAGUUUCAGUCUGGCAUCGCCAGUUUGAUGUGGUAUUGUACAUAGUAGGUGCUGUGCGGAAAAGAAUAAAUAUUUAAUAAUU
Portunus trituberculatus (swimming crab) is the source of this 806-nucleotide messenger RNA. RefSeq lists its product as uncharacterized. The record is from RefSeq and is a predicted model, not a curated record. The transcript is spliced from 5 exons. Bases 104 to 667 code for a protein of 187 amino acids. Gene Ontology annotation, biological process: mitochondrial electron transport, NADH to ubiquinone. NCBI's taxonomy places the organism in Eukaryota, Metazoa, Arthropoda, Malacostraca, Decapoda, Portunidae.